Messenger RNA from Monopterus albus (swamp eel), 3994 nucleotides. RefSeq names its product RAS protein activator like 1 (gene rasal1a). Gene Ontology annotation, biological process: negative regulation of Ras protein signal transduction; regulation of GTPase activity; intracellular signal transduction. The record is from RefSeq and is a predicted model, not a curated record. The transcript has 21 exons. The coding region runs from base 142 to 2604 and encodes 820 amino acids. NCBI's taxonomy places the organism in Eukaryota, Metazoa, Chordata, Actinopteri, Synbranchiformes, Synbranchidae. Gene Ontology annotation, molecular function: GTPase activator activity.
CUGCUGGUGGGAUGUGCGCUGUCACGCGCCGAAGGGGCCAAUGAAAUGAAGAAAACUCAGUAGCGGACGGGAAGAGCAUUAUUUUUAACAGCGCCUAUGGGAACACAAGAGAAACUGGAUAAAUAGGUUUCUGGAGUAAAAAUGGCCAAAAACACAUCUCUUUAUUUUCGAAUUGUCGAGGGAAGGAACCUCCCGGCCAAAGACGUCUCCGGGACCAGUGAUCCAUACUGCAUUGUGAAAGUUGACAAUGAGGUUGUGGCCAGGACUGCCACAGUGUGGAAGAACCUUAAUCCUUUCUGGGGUGAAGAGUAUACACUACACCUCCCGAUGGGGUUCCAUUCACUCUCCUUUCUUGUCAUGGAUGAGGACACCAUUGGCCAUGAUGAUGUUAUUGGAAAGAUUACACUUAGCAAAGAAGCCAUUGGAUCUCAAGCUAAAGGGCUAGAUAGUUGGAUGAACCUGACAAGGGUUGACCCUGAUGAUGAAGUCCAGGGGGAGAUCCACCUGAGUCUGGAGCUGCUGAAAGAUACAGAGAAGAUCAGUCUGCGAUGUCAAGUCGAUGAAGCCAGAGAUCUGGCUCCAAGAGACAUUUCUGGAACCUCUGACCCAUUUGCAAGAAUUAUUUUCAACAGCCACAGUGCAGAGACCUCGAUAAUCAAGAAGACCCGUUUUCCUCACUGGGGAGAGACUCUGGAGCUGGAGCUGGAUCCAGAGGAGCCAAUUGAGGAGGGAAGUGUCACUGUGGAGGUCUGGGACUGGGACAUGGUGGGCAAGAAUGACUUUCUGGGAAAGGUGGACAUACCUUUUUCUUGUUUGCACAAGACACCUCUGUUACAGGGCUGGUUUCGUUUGCUACCCUUGAGAAACAAUGAGGCUGAUGCGGGUGGCAAGCUGGGAGCGCUGCGUUUGAAGGUGCGUUUGGUGGAAGAUCGGAUUUUACCGUCUGUGUACUAUCAGCCCCUCAUUGACCUUCUGGUUGAGUCAGUCAUCUCCCCUACAGAGGUGGAGGAUAGCAGUGCUCUGACUAUGUUGGAGGAGGUGACCACGGUUGAGAGCCGGCAGGAUGUGGCAAUGACCCUGGUGAAGAUCUAUUUGGGCCAGGGCCUGGUGGUGCCCUUCCUGGAUUACCUUAACACCCGGGAGGUCAACCACACCACUGAUCCAAACACUUUAUUUCGAUCCAACUCACUUGCCUCCAAGGCCAUGGAACAAUUUAUGAAGGCUGUUGGCAUGCUGUAUCUGCAUGAGGUGCUGAAGCCUAUCAUCAAUCGCAUCUUUGAUGAGAAGAAGUACAUUGAGUUGGACCCAUGCAAGAUUGACCUGAACCGCACAAGACGAAUUUCAUUUAAGGGUGCAGUGUCAGAGGCAGAGGUGCGGGACAGCAGUGUGGAGUUGCUGCAGUGCUACUUAACCAGCAUCACUGAAUCAAUUGUGAGCUCAGUGGAUCAGUGUCCUCCUGUCAUGAGAGUGGCCUUCAAACAACUGCACAAGAGAGUAGAGGAGCAAUUUGCAGAACCUGAGAACGAGGACGUGAAGUAUUUGGCCAUCAGUGGUUUCUUCUUCCUGCGUUUUUUUGCUCCUGCAAUCCUCACUCCUAAACUGUUCCAGCUGAGGGACCAGCAUGCUGACACGCGUACAAGCAGAACACUGUUACUGCUGGCCAAGGCAUUACAAAGUGUCGGGAACUUGGGCCUUCAGCUGGGUCACGGAAAGGAGCAGUGGAUGGCGCCGCUUCAUCCCAUUAUCCUUCGCAGUGUGGCCUCAGUCAAAGACUUUCUUGACAAGUUGAUCGACAUAGAUCAUGAUACUGUGUCCGAGGUGCCUCAGAGGGCUGUCAUCAUGCCCUCAGUCACAGUUAAAGAGGGGUAUCUCCACAAAUACAAGACAGAGGGGCCCCAACUGCUGUCUCGCUUUGCCUUUAAGAAACGCUACUUCUGGCUGACUAGUGAGAUGCUGUCCUACGCCAAGACCCCUGACUGGCAGGUGCACUCCUCAGUCCCUAUUCAGUGCGUGUGUGCCGUGGAGAGAGUGGACGAAAAUGCCUUUCAACAGCAGAAUGUAAUGCAGGUCAUCACCCAGGACAAUGAUGGACAGCUGAACACCAUGUACAUCCAGUGCAAAAAUGUGAAUGAGCUGAAUCAGUGGCUGUCAGCGAUCAGGAAAGUCAGCAUCUACAAUGAGCACAUGCUGCCCUCUUUCCACCCAGGGGCCCACCGCAGCGGCAAGUGGACCUGCUGCCUGCAGGCCGAUCGUGCUGUUACAGGCUGCAGUAGAAGCCACUCUGCUGUGACUCUGGGUGACUGGAGUGACCCACUGGAUCCUGACGUUGAAACACAAACCAUAUUCAAACAGUUUUUACAGGGCAGAGACAAACUCAGGAAAAAAUAUCUAGAGGUGCCAGAAUCUGAUCAGACAUACAGCAAUAGAGAAAAGGUCAAUCCUGACAUCCACCCAGAUGGUGCAGAAUGCACGGUUCAGCUAAUGAAGCCAGGUCAGAGUGUUGCCACUCGGCUGUUGGCGGUGAUAGCAGACCUGGAGCAGGCUCACGCCACCUUCCAGCGCAGAGAAAAGGAGGACACCACCAGUGUCAUUUUGAAUCCCUAGACUCGACAUAGACUGGGAUCCACUAAUGCUUGAGGGGGUGGGGCCCAACAUCCUGCACCAAAGCAAGUGAGAACCAGGUAGUCACUCUGUUGAUUGUCAGUGAAAAGUGGACACACCACAGGGUGCAACCUCUUACAGCCUUUUAGGGAAUCUUACUGUAUUCCCUGACUGCCACCAUCUUCAACAGCGCUGGGGAGAGAUUAUGGUUCUUUAUGAUAAGAGGGGUUAAGGCGCUUUGAAGCAUGAUCUGACAAUAUUUUUUAUGUAGAUAACAAGCAAUCUGUUGCAUGGCCUGCAUCCACUUGUUGUGAAAUGUGAAAAGAAGCUUUUAUAUUUUGAGAUACUGUACAGGACCUCGGUCACACAUUUUUAUGCAAAAAGCUUGUAGUAGUGUGAUCUACAGUACCUGAAUGUAAGGUGUUUUGAUAUUGCUGUUAUCAAUGUUUUGUAGUUUAUUGAGACAGUUUAUCACCACGGCCACAAUGUAGCAGUGACAUUAACAUCAUACGUAGUUCAUACUACCAUGAGUUUAUGAAAUGCUAGUGCACAUGCUGCAGUAUAAUGCUGUCUGUACAGAAGCAAAAUUAAUAAUUUUUUACAUUUUUUGCUUUGCUCCCUUUAUACUAAAAUGUGCUUCUGUUUGGUGCUAUGGCCAGUCAACUUAAAUAUUUGCUUCUGAUGUAAUUCAUAUUUAGCCAUUCUUAAAGUUAUAUGGGUAAUAUUUACCUGUUACCAAUAUACAGUGACAUCCAUACAUACAGUACUAUAACUGAGACAAAAGACAUUAGAGUUAUGUGAGAUAUUCCCAUCUGAUAAGUUUACAUUUUCUUGCAAUUUUGGUGCCACUACAUUUGGCUCACAAGUGUCAGCAUAUGUCUGAGAUGCCAAAUUUGUUUUUAGUAACUGAAAAGCUUUUGAUUUUGAGCCAUUCAAAUUCUUCAGUUUUUUGGGUGUCUGUGAGACAAAACUGUACCCAAAGCCAUUUCCCAUAGUGAGUCAUGUUCAGUGUCUUUCCCUUAAUCACAGAAGGUCACUGAGUGUAAUGGAGAGAAUAGCUGUGAUUUCUCAGACAGCGUCAGCUGCUGCCCUGCCUCUGGAGCUGUGUAUGUUUGAUUCUGUUGCAGCAACGUGGAGUAAAACUUCUUCCUGCCUUAGAUGUAACACUGUUAUACACACACCAAGACAAUCACUAGGCUAUAUUAACAUUAAUAACAUUAUUUCCUAAGUGUUUUGGUAUUUGCAGUUUCCCAAAAUUUGUUUUAUUGAUUUGCCUCUUCAUUCUUUUAAAUACUAGAGUAAGCAUGAUAUGUGAGUUGUGAACUUAAUUUAUAUUUACCAAACAAGGUCUCUUAUGAUAAAAAAGUUAAGUAUGCCACUGCCUGUAUUUUAU